AUACGAGUGUGCAAAAUUACCUUGGAUCAUAAUAACAGGUUAUGGACCCUUUCCCCCGCGGCACAACUGUUUUUUUUUUUUUUUUAAACCUUUUCAGAGACGCUGCUCCGCUGACGAAGCGGAAGAAACGCUUCGAGGAAUAGAGGGGUGGGAGCCUGGCUCAAAACGUAAAAUCGUUUCUUUACGCUCUCGCAUGCAUUUCGCAUUAUCAUCGUAGUGUGCCGGCAGUAACGCAGAAAUAUCCCUCGCAUUAGAAACAUAUUAAGCGGAAUGUGUAGCAUUGUUGUGCAUGUCAGAUGAGAGUUUGGUGCGCCAUCGAUUACGCUCACUCAACAGGAAAACACGAGAGGUUCUAAACAUUUAACCGUCAGAUGCGAGAGACGCACCUCUCGUAAAAUCAGAAACCCAUUGCAUGGUAGAUCAUUACAGUAAUACGACAACGAUCGAUUUGCUUAUAUAUAACUCUCGCGUUGCAGUUAAAAGUACAAUAAUCUUUGCAUAUCAAAAAAAAACAAAACUUUUUUUUUUUCUCUCUCUCUCUCUGUGAACUGCUGCCUGAGGCUCCGCGCAGGCGCACUGGUUGCUUACUGUCACUAAAACAUUUUUCUUCACAUUGGAAACUGUCACAAGUGACGUCAAUCACCGAGCUCUGACCAAUUAGAACGCAGAAUGAUUGUGCAGCUCCGCGGGCUGCAGCGCCUACCAUGAAUCUCUAUUCAGUAUAUCAAAGCAUCCUGCUGCUGCCUCUCAACCGAAUGGGAUUCCAUGUAGGCACAGAGAUAGGAACUAAACUUUAGGAAGUUUUUUUUUUUUUCUGUAUUUUUCACAGCGAUUAAAAUAUAUUUGUCAUCAUCAUUAUUAUUUUGCCUGCUGUCAAGUUAUUCUAAAAUUAGGAGUAAUGAGCGUGGAUGCGUUGGGAAGCCCCGUGAUGGACCCUACGUUUUCCAAACGGAACACGGCGCUGAGAUUAGUUGACUUGGCAGGGGCGCACCAGCCACACCAUCAUCGCCACCAUACCCCUCAGAGCGUGACAGGCUUCCCGGGGUUCAGCAGCCAUCCACACUCAAUGGCUCACGCGCACCCUGGGGAGAUUACUGCGGAACCCCGCCUGGGGCCGAGUCCAUUCGGGCCAGAACACAUGGGGCACUCCGCGGCCCUCAAAAUCAGCCCAGCCCAUCAUUAUCCCCACCGCCAUCACCACAAUCAUCAUAUUGCAGGCCACAGUGAAGUGGUCUCCAGUCAAACGGGAGCUUUUGGCCCGGUGCAGGCGGCAACGGUCCCGUACUCUAUGUCUCACACGGCCCAGGCGUUAUCCGCAGGUAGGGAUUUCCUCAUUCGACGAGAUCUGACAGCUCAAGCCAUGCCAGUGCUGACCGACCAGACUUCUGGUUCAACCUCUCACCACGGAAUGUUUGUCUCAACAACAGGUAACUAUCCAGGACACUAUGGUCAUCACCCCGACGCCGGGACCCAUACCCUCUUCCCCGGACUUCACCACGAACAGCCCUCUAACGGAGCACCAGGUGGUCAAGCCUUGAACGGACAAAUAAGGUUAGGAAUACCUGGAGAAAUGUACGUUCGGUCUGAUCACUUGAGUCAAGUAGCAAGUUCCAGGGCAGACCCGUUUGCAGCUUCGCCUCUGCACGCCUACGGCGGUCUUAAUCUGAACAUGAGCCUCGGCGCGCACCACCACGGAGCCGGUGCCUUUUUCCGUUACAUGAGGCAGCCGAUCAAGCAAGAACUCAUUUGCAAGUGGCAAGAGCCAGAGCACUCCGCGAAGAAACUUUGCUCCAAAACUUACAGCACCAUGCACGAGCUAGUGACACAUGUGACCGUAGAACACGUCGGAGGACCAGAGCAAGCGAAUCAUAUCUGCUUUUGGGAAGAGUGUCCGCGAGAAGGAAAACCGUUCAAAGCCAAAUAUAAACUUGUAAAUCAUAUCAGAGUCCACACCGGGGAAAAACCGUUUCCGUGCCCGUUCCCCGGCUGUGGAAAAGUAUUUGCCCGAUCGGAAAACCUGAAAAUCCACAAGAGGACACACACAGGCGAAAAGCCAUUUAAAUGCGAAUUUGACGGAUGUGACAGACGUUUUGCAAACAGCAGUGACCGGAAAAAACAUUCCCACGUGCACACCAGCGAUAAGCCGUACAACUGCAAAGUGCGAGGUUGUGACAAGUCGUACACGCACCCCAGCUCUUUGAGAAAACACAUGAAGGUGCACUGCAAAUCCCCACCUCCGAGUUCGGGUUACGAAUCCUCGACUCCGUCUCUAGUCUCCCCGUCGUCGGACUUGGGUCGAGAGCCAGCUCCUUCCGCGCUCUCCGAACCUCUCUCGGGCUCGCAGCCGGCCAAUUUAAGCGAGUGGUACGUCUGUCACAGCUCGGGCGCCAGUGGCAGUCAGACCCCACCCAGUGGUUCAUCCACACCUGACCCUUCAGAGAGACCACCGUACAGGAAUUCUGAAAGAGGGGACACUUUCUAACCACGAGGUUGUACCAGCGCGGGCUCUUGGCAAAGUUACUUUGCUACUUCGCUUCUUACUUUUGGACAGACGAGCGUCCCGGGCUGACUGAAAGACAGACACGUGGGGCUGUGUUGAAUGGCCUAGCGGUACAGUGCACUGGCACAGUGACAGAUAAUGUUACAGCCAAACCACAGACUGAGGUAGCCAACCUGUGUCCCACGUAGCUGAAUAUCAACUAUCUUCACGAGUGUCCGUUUUCUUAAAUAGUGUACUGAUCGUACGCAUGUGGAUGUAUUAUUUUGUAAAUUCUGAUUUUACUUCAAUGACUUCUUAAUUUAUUUUUGAAUCAGUAUUGGAUUUCUUUUUGUAUUAUUGAACCAAAGUGCUUCAAUAUAAAAUGUAAAUUUUGUAAAUGACGUUUUAAUGUGUAAGUGUUAACAGUAAUUUUGUAAGGUUCAGUAUUUCAGCUAUUUUUAAAUGUUUGCUACUAUUGUUUCUAAAAAAAAAUGCUAUUAUUUGAACAAUUUUGAAUUUCAUAAGAAGUAGACAUAUUCCUCUUGUGAUUUCUGCAGAUGAGACAUUUUGAUGGAAACAUUGUUAUUGUAUUUGAUAUGACACUUCAUUUAAUAUUAGCCAUUGAUCAAUGUGAGCAUUUUGUGAUUUUUUUGUAAAUCCAGUCAAUAACUCAUUUUUAUGAAAAUAUGAAUUAUAAAAGGAGACCUUAAAAUGUGUACCGCAAUGCCUUGUAAGUUGUCAGUAUUUUAAAUAAACUGUGUUAUAAUGAUAUGCAAAAAUAA
Electrophorus electricus (electric eel) is the source of this 3261-nucleotide messenger RNA. It is a transcript of the gene zic4, whose product is annotated as zic family member 4. Gene Ontology annotation, biological process: regulation of transcription by RNA polymerase II. Gene Ontology annotation, cellular component: nucleus. Gene Ontology annotation, molecular function: RNA polymerase II cis-regulatory region sequence-specific DNA binding; DNA-binding transcription factor activity, RNA polymerase II-specific. NCBI's taxonomy places the organism in Eukaryota, Metazoa, Chordata, Actinopteri, Gymnotiformes, Gymnotidae. The record is from RefSeq and is a predicted model, not a curated record.